Molecule: messenger RNA, 8828 nt
Organism: Miniopterus natalensis
Lineage: Eukaryota; Metazoa; Chordata; Mammalia; Chiroptera; Miniopteridae
Gene: RPS6KA3
Product: ribosomal protein S6 kinase A3
Biological process (GO): protein phosphorylation; intracellular signal transduction
Molecular function (GO): magnesium ion binding; protein serine/threonine kinase activity; ATP binding
Source: RefSeq, a predicted model, not a curated record
GCCUCACAGUUUGUUUUUGGUCUUAAUCUUAAAAACACUUGCUUUCUUUUUCUUAAUGCUUUUCUAUACUUAUCUCUUUUGUUUGGGUUUCUCUUUAAAGUAGUAUGUGAUUGUGUGGGUGUUUUUAACCUUUUCCGUUUUUAUCAUCAAGCGUUUUAAACACAUGCCACAGUAGAGAGAAUAGUAUAAUGAACCACCAUAUUCCCAUAACCCAGCCUCAAGAAUUAUCACCCCCCACAUGUAUUCUCUCUUCCCCUCCCCGGCUCCAGUAGAUUAUUUUGAAGCUAAUCCUAUAUACAUCAAGUCAGAUGUAAAUAUUUACAUUUAUAAUUCUGAAAAUAUAAAGACUUUUAAAAACACUAACUACCAUACCACCAUCACUCAUAAAAGCAUCAAUAAUUCUGUAAUUGCAUUAAAUAUACAGUAAGACUCUUGAUUUUAAUUAGAUACUUUACAUUUCUUACAUUAUUACUUUUGGAAUUAUUUCAUUCAUCUUAUUUUAAGUUUUUUAUUGUGUUGUGUGUGUUUUUACUUUUGCCAUAUGGAUUGUUUUGUUGAGGAGGUUAUGAAAUAGUGAUGAAAGAAUUAUGGAACUGGAAAGACCUGGGUUUGAAUCCUGCUUCUGCCAUUCACUAAUUAACUUUGCUGAGCCUUUGUUUCCUCGUCUGUAAAAUGGGAAUAAUUAUACCUGCCUCAUGAUCUUAGGGUUGAAUGUAAUACCUGCGUAAAGUAUUAUUCACAGUCUUUGCCAGUUAUUAUCUUCUAGUGAUUUGGACUGCAAUAAAUAAAUAAAAUUCUUGGUUAUUGUAUGGUUUUUCAAAACAUUGCAAAAUUUAUACUUACUAGCUAAUUACUAAAAAUAGUGGUUUUUAAAUAUUCCUUUAGGAAAGACAAAAUUUAGAAUCUUUAUUUCUCCCUUCUUCCACUAAAUCUUUUAUUUUGAGUCCACAUUAAUUUAUUCUGAGUUUACAGAUCUUACCGUUAACUUUCUAAAGUUUUAUGUUGUUUAUAUACUUAUAUCAAUUAUUUAUUCUUCAUUUUUGACCCUUUUUUAGUGGGCUUAAUUAUUCUAUUCAGUUAUUUCUAGAUAUUAAGUUGGUGUCAGUAUACUUCACCAGUUCUUUCCUACCUCAAUAUUCUUGAGUUCUUAUUUUGAUUCUCUUUCAAUAGUCUAGGACACACCUUUGAACAAUUUAUGAAAAAAGAUACUACCAGGAUGGUGACAUUUUAUAAGGCUUUGCAGACCUAAGAAUAAUUUCCUGUGACGUUUGUACAUGAAAAACUAGGACAAGGAUUAUAUCUUUACCCUUGAAAUUUAAAAACAUUUGCCAGGACAUGUCUUGGUGUUGAUGAUCUCUGUUGAACCUUCUCAGUCUCCAGUCUCAGUAUAAUGAGUAUGAUGACUAUCACUGUACAUAAGUCUUUAUGCACAUCUCUGAUAUUUCCUUAGGAUAAAUGAGGAGCUGAUUCUUAAUCCUGUCACAUUGAAUGGACAGCAAAUUAUGGAUGAACCUAUGGGAGAGGAGGAGAUUAAUCCACAAACUGAAGAAGGCAAUAUCAAAGAAAUUGCAAUCACACAUCAUGUAAAGGAAGGACAUGAAAAGGCAGAUCCUUCCCAAUUUGAACUUUUAAAAGUAUUAGGGCAGGGAUCAUUUGGAAAGGUUUUCUUAGUCAAGAAAAUCUCAGGCUCCGAUGCUAGACAGCUUUAUGCCAUGAAAGUACUGAAGAAGGCCACAUUGAAAGUUCGAGACCGUGUUCGUACAAAAAUGGAGCGUGAUAUCUUGGUAGAAGUUAAUCAUCCGUUUAUUGUCAAGUUGCAUUAUGCUUUUCAAACUGAAGGGAAGUUGUAUCUUAUUUUGGAUUUUCUCAGGGGAGGAGAUUUGUUUACACGCUUAUCCAAAGAGGUGAUGUUCACAGAAGAAGAUGUCAAAUUCUACUUGGCUGAACUUGCACUUGCUUUAGACCAUCUGCAUAGCCUGGGAAUAAUCUAUAGAGACUUAAAACCAGAAAACAUACUUCUUGAUGAAGAAGGUCACAUCAAAUUAACAGAUUUUGGCCUAAGUAAAGAGUCUAUUGACCAUGAAAAGAAGGCGUAUUCUUUUUGUGGAACUGUGGAAUAUAUGGCUCCAGAAGUAGUUAAUCGUCGAGGUCAUACUCAGAGUGCGGACUGGUGGUCUUUUGGUGUGUUAAUGUUUGAGAUGCUCACUGGUACACUACCUUUCCAAGGAAAAGAUCGAAAAGAAACAAUGACUAUGAUCCUUAAAGCUAAACUUGGGAUGCCACAGUUUUUGAGUCCUGAAGCCCAGAGUCUUUUACGAAUGCUUUUCAAACGAAAUCCUGCAAACAGAUUAGGCGCAGGACCAGAUGGAGUUGAAGAAAUUAAAAGACAUUUAUUUUUCUCAACAAUAGAUUGGAAUAAACUAUACAGAAGAGAAAUUCAUCCACCUUUUAAACCUGCAACUGGCAGGCCUGAAGAUACAUUCUAUUUUGAUCCUGAGUUCACUGCAAAAACUCCCAAAGAUUCACCUGGCAUUCCACCUAGUGCUAAUGCACAUCAGCUUUUUCGGGGGUUUAGUUUUGUUGCUAUUACCUCAGAUGAUGAAAGCCAAGCCAUGCAGACAGUUGGUGUGCAUUCAAUUGUUCAGCAGUUGCACAGGAACAGUAUUCAGUUUACUGAUGGAUAUGAAGUAAAAGAAGAUAUUGGAGUUGGCUCCUACUCAGUUUGCAAGAGAUGUAUACAUAAAGCCACAAACAUGGAGUUUGCAGUGAAGAUUAUUGAUAAAAGCAAGAGAGACCCAACAGAAGAAAUUGAAAUUCUUCUUCGUUAUGGACAGCAUCCAAACAUUAUUACUCUAAAGGAUGUAUACGAUGAUGGAAAAUAUGUGUAUGUAGUGACAGAACUUAUGAAAGGGGGUGAAUUGCUGGAUAAAAUACUUAGACAGAAAUUUUUCUCUGAACGAGAGGCCAGCGCUGUCCUGUUUACUAUAACCAAAACUGUUGAAUAUCUUCACGCUCAAGGGGUGGUUCACAGAGACUUGAAACCUAGCAACAUUCUUUAUGUGGAUGAAUCUGGCAAUCCAGAAUCGAUUCGAAUUUGUGAUUUUGGCUUUGCCAAGCAGCUAAGAGCAGAAAAUGGUCUUCUCAUGACACCUUGUUAUACUGCAAAUUUUGUUGCACCAGAGGUUUUGAAACGACAAGGCUAUGAUGCUGCUUGUGAUAUAUGGAGUCUUGGUGUCCUCCUCUAUACAAUGCUUACUGGUUACACUCCAUUUGCAAAUGGCCCUGAUGAUACACCAGAGGAAAUAUUGGCACGCAUCGGCAGCGGAAAAUUCUCACUCAGUGGUGGUUAUUGGAAUUCUGUUUCCGACACAGCAAAGGACCUGGUGUCAAAGAUGCUUCAUGUGGACCCUCAUCAGAGAUUGACUGCUGCCCUUGUGCUCAGACACCCUUGGAUAGUCCACUGGGACCAACUGCCACAAUACCAGCUAAACAGACAGGACGCACCACAUCUGGUCAAGGGUGCCAUGGCAGCUACAUAUUCUGCUUUAAACCGUAAUCAGUCACCAGUUUUGGAACCAGUAGGCCGCUCUACUCUUGCUCAGCGUAGAGGUAUUAAAAAAAUCACCUCCACAGCCCUGUGAAGUGACCUCAGUGAAAUAUUUGGUACCAUGGUGUAAGUUGAUAGCACAAGUUCUGGCGACAGGUAGCACAUAUCUGAGAGACACCUGCAAGCACACACUGUCCCAGCUGGUACCCAUAAUGCUGCUGCUCCUGCUGCUGCUCCCGCUUUCAUCUCUUCUCGCUUUACAUGAUUGUUAGCAAGUUAGAUUUUCCUGGAGCUUCGGGUGAAAUGAAAAUGGAAACAUGAUGAAGAUACAUUCACUGAAUCAAGAAGAAGAAGAAUGAACAUAUGAAUACCACCUAAAAUACACUGAAUAAAGUACUCUACACCAUAUAGCAUUAUUUUUAUAGGAAAUAUUUCAUGUCCCUUAAAUAUUCUUUGUUAGUUAUAGGGAUGGACAGUUUAUGUUAAGCACUUAGCUUAAACAAUCCGUUUAUAUUAGCACUGUAUCCUUUGUGCCAUCCAACAUUUUGUAUGUUUUUGUAAACAGUUCAUACACAGUACAUUUCUGUACUGCUUUCUUUAAUGUAUACAUGCCUUGUUUAACUUGGGAUCUAUUAUUAUUAACCAAUUGACUAUUAAAUCUGGUUAAAUAGUUCACCUGGAUUAACAGUAUUGUUGGACAGCCCUAAAAAUGGCCGGAUUGUGGAACAGCUGUUGAAUGUAAUACUUUCAAAAUGUACAUAUCUUUCCCCAUGUCUGUUUCACUGGUUUGUUCGUUCGUUUGUUACUUAAAGUCGGGUGCUCUGUCAGACUAACCUAGAGAGCUGUUACGAUAGAGAAAGUUAUAUGUCUGUGGCAUGACAUCAAGAGUUCAUAUACUUUGCAACUCUUUAGGUUCUUUUUUUUGAAUUAAGGAAGUAGUUGUUGCACUUUUAAUCUUAAAUAGUGUCCAUACUUAGUAUUGGCAUAUAAUUUGGAAUUUUGCCAAUAUACAUCAAAGGCCUUUGAGAGUCAUGGUGAAGAAAUUGGCAAAGGAAAUUUUAGCAAUAGGCCAUUCAAGUCCCAUUGGAUAUUUCAUGUUUAAAUUGAUCAAAUUGCAGAAUUUAGCAUAUAAGUAACAGGAUACCUGUUCUUGUAUUAAACACUAAUUUGAGUGUGUAAAAGCCACAGGCCUCUAUAUAAAAUUGGAUUAAACUUUCUUAUUCUAGGGAAUAAAACAUUCUUGAUCAAACAAUAUCUGUUCUAACCUGAAAUCAUAGCUAAGGUAGGUUAACGGAAUGUCUAGUAUUGAGUGUUUUCUGAAUUCCUCCUGAUGAUUUAUAGCCAUGUAAUACUUCCUUUAACUUCAGAUAUGAUCAGUUUUCAUAAUGGUCACUGAGUCUGCUUAGAUUACAGUAUUCAUUAUCUACAUCUAAUGUGGUGGUUUCCGUAAUUUCAUUUGAUUAAAGAAAUUUCUGUAUUCAUUAUGACCUGUAUCUUUGCCAAGUUACCUACCAUACACCAAUAUGUAAUAUGAAAAACACAUGAGUAAAGAAAGAGUGAUUUAACUUACUUCAUCAAGAAUGUCCCUAAACAGAUCUUCCUUCAUCAUGUACUAAGCCAUUUACAUCAGAAAUAUUUUUUCCUGCCAGAAGCUUUAAAUCUUUCCCUUGAGAGUACAAAGCCAAGAAAGCAUGGUUUGUCUGUCUUGGAAGCCACUUGCUAUUCCUUAAUUUCUCCUCUAUGCAAUUAAAGAGAGAGGGAAAAUCUAUAACAUUCCUUUUGCCUAAGUGACGCAAAAUGAUUCUUGCUUAGAAAUGAAAUGUAAGUUUAUCUUCUAAAAAAAUGUAUAAGAGGAGGGAUUUCAGAAGAUCCAGAUGGAGAAGGUUUUUUAAAUUCUUGAAUAUAUGGAUGCUUUUCAUUGCCUGGAAAGAAAGCUCUUUUUUUCCUUUUUAUUCAGUGUUUUAAACCACGCUCAUCCCAAAUUCUUGUCAUUUUUAAGAUGUUACUAUAACUCUGGGCAUAUAUUUUCAGAUUUUGACACUGACGCUAUUCCAUAGUUGCUUAGGUAUAUUUUCCAUUGUAGUCUUUUAGAACCAGAAGUGAAUGUGUAAAUCCUUAUAAGUCAUCUAGUACAACUUUUUCAUAUUGCAUGUAAGAAACCUAUGACCCAAAGCAAAGACUAGAAUCCUUAAUUUCCCAUUCAGUUUUUCUCCCCAUAACACCAUGCUGCCUUCCCUUCAGAUUAUCAGCCAACCAGGAACUGAGGUGUUCAAAAACUACAUAUUUCUUGAGGCACUCCUCUACUGGUGUAUGAAUGCCAAGUUUAUUGCUUUCAAAGAUAAUUGCCUUCUUUGCCUAGUCCAACUGCCAGUUUUAUUGGAGAAAAGCAGGUUAUAUGUUCACAAAACAAGGCUUUCUGCCUAAAAUGCAGUUCAUAAGCAUCAUUUAUUUUAUCUGUGGUUCUGGUGUUCCUAUUGCCUUUGACUUACAACGGACAGACUUGGCCAACAGUGUGUCUCAAUGUAGUGCUUGUGCUGGGUUAACCUUUCCAUUAAUUUCAUGUCCAAUUCCUCCAGGCCCCUAUAGUUGUGGUAGUGAGGCCCUUUACCAGUUAGUGUUGCUGGUUACCAGGGCUUCUCCCAGGAGGUAUUAGUUCAGUCUUAAAGAUACUUCAAUGUGAAAGAAGGAACUAAACUCUCAGGCCACUUUCACAAACCUCCUCUUAGCUUAUAAUCCAAAAUAAUAUCCUAAAUGGUAGAUUGCAUUUAGCAUUGCCGAGCACAUACUGGAAAAUACAGAUUAUACUACCAUGUGUUUUGUAUCUUCCCUUGCAAGUGAUGUUAAACUAAGGUAAGUUUUUUGUCCUUUUUAAUUUUUUAUAUAAAUUAUUUCUGCUCUCUAAUUUACAGAGAUGAUGUCUUCUUUCUAAGUCCAUUAGACCCUUGUCUUUAACAGAUUUUAUAUGGAUUCAUUUAUUCACAAGCAACCCCAAAAGUCCAAAAAUGUAAUAAUUUUGACAAGGCAGAGUUGAGAUUCUGUGAAGCUGACAGGUGGGAAAAGUUAACUUAGCCAGUGUCUGGAGAGGGUGUGUGUGGUGUGUGAAAGGCAGAGAUUCCACAUUUCACAUGUGGUGGGCUGCAAGGAGCAGGUUUGGGUCAACCGUUUCCCAUCUGUGUCUAAGAAGUGGUGCUGUUGGGGCCAGGGGACAUCAUGGGAGGUGAGGUUGGCCUGUUAGCUGUUAGUUGUGCCCUGUACCCUUGGACCAGAAAAGACUUGAAGGGGGAGGUGUGCAAAGGCUUCACGAAUAGGCAGAAUAGUUUGGGUAGGAAAGGGGCUGGGGUAGGUCCAGCCUGAGAUGAGAGCAGAAAAACAUUCAAGAUUUGGGGGCCAUGGUACAGAUACUUCAUCACCAUGAUAGCCAGCCAGCAGUACACAUCUCAACAUAGCUUUGAUAUUCUCUACUUCCUGGCCUUUAUAAAUGUCAUGAAAUAUUUCAGUUUCCUUUAUAUUUCAUAGAGAAAAUUCUCUCUCAUGAUGGUAUUGAGCACUUGAGAUUUAUGAAGACAUUAGGACAGAUAUCUCAGGAAUGUAAAGGGUAAGAAAGGUCUGUUUUCUCUGAUUAACAAAUUUGAUAGGUUUCAUGGCUGACCGUUGGUGCUUAAACCAGGAGGUUCCAGUCUAGUUCUAGAGUCUAUCCCUCCGAAAGGUCUAACUCCAUGUGACUAACAAACUGGAUGUAUACUUUGAGCCUUAUUUAAUUCACAGAGAGGUUGACUUAACUCCAUAUUUUUAUUUCAAUAAAUGAAAAUCAUCCUCUUUUCACCUCCAGAUUGCUUACAUUUUGCUGGUCUCCCCAAGUGACCAUUGGUGGAGACCAAUUAAUGAAGGAAUGAAAUUCACUUUCUUGGGACUGUGGUAUUCUGCAGAGCCAUGCUUAACCACUUUUUCUAGUGAAGAAUCUACAGAAUGAUAAUACCUAAGUGUGGAUGGCCAAGAAGAAUUUAUAUCUACAGGGCUCUUUCUGUAUUUUUGACACUGCUGUAUUCUGUGUGAUUGAGCGACUUGUAACUGGUUCCAAUGUGAGUGUUCUCAAAGAAUUCUAGUAACUAAGUUGACUUAAUUUUCUUAAGCCUUGUAUUUACUAUUAGUCUCACAUUUACCACUUUGAUUCCAGUCUUUUAACUGUUCAUAACAGGGCAUACCAAGGGUUGGGAUAAGAGCCUACUUCCUACCUCUUAAGGCACUGUCCUCAUUAUUUUUCCAUGUAACCUUGAAGUGCAUGAUAAGCUGUUUAAAUGUCCAUGACUUCUCCCAGAGCAACUAGCAAAAUAUAUGACAUCGAAUAGAGACUAGUGGAAAGGAAAGUUUAGAGACUAAGUUCAGAGGUGCAAACCUCAAAGAAACCUCUUUAGAGCACAUACCAUUUGAGUACAGUAUACAUAAGUGUAUGUGAGAAGAGAGUUGCUAUAGUAGUCCUCUAAGUAGAUUAGUUCAAUAUCUAAUGGAAGUGAAAAUCUUUACUCCUAUUAUCACUAUAGUACUGAAUGAACUGUAUACUGAGUUUUUCAAACAAGUAUUUAAAGUAGAACUUUUAAAUACAAAGCAAGGGCAUAUAAGGAUAAAGGUUUGAGUUUGUGUUCUUGUAAGUGUAGUGUUCCAUCUAAAGCUUUGUUUUUUAAUCAAAAAAUGCUUCAAGGUAUUGCUAUUUCUUAGCAUCCUUAAUAAUUAUGGGUGAUGAGUUUUUAAUUCUUAAAGUUAUGUACAUGUAUUAGGUUUACCUUAACUGUUACCCUACGCAGAAGGGAAAGUAUACACCUGAGGGAUGUAAUUAUUUUGCAUUUUUGGCCAUGGGUGGGAAUGGGGUGGGCAUCUACUUAAAAGGUUUUUAAAAAAGAAAAAAAUCAAGUAUUUUUCUACUAUUAUAUAUGAUCUUACUUUAUACUAGUUUCUCUCUAGUAAGGCAUGCCAGAAGCCCAAGGUACCAUAUCAUGAGUUCAUAUGUAUUGUACCUUUUAUUGGUGGUUAAAUCGUAUCAGAUGCUUGGCACUGCUGCCGUAAUUAUGAAAUGCUUGUAAAGGAUUAAAUAUCAAUGAAUACUUAAAUUGUUUAAGAGUAUAAUCUGGGAAGUUUUCAAAUCAUACUAUUAAUGUGUAAUCUAAGCUCUUUCAGAUGUAUCCAUGAAUAAUCCUGGAACAAUAUUGCUUGUAUUCCUGUCACAGAACAGGUUUUGUAAUCUUUAAAAGAAAUGAAAAUUUAUAUAAUAAAGUUUCAAAUAAAUGCA